AUGCUCGUUGUUUUCGCACUAUACUCAAUCGGAUAUAUCUGCAAUCACGCGUUAGCGGAAUGUCCCAUCACCGAUCGUGAAAGCAAUUUCAAUGAACAACUGAUCCUGUACAAUGCGUUAAUCAAAAACUAUCAAGCAAAACUGCCAGCCGUCGCAGUGCAGUUUGCCAACAUGACAGUCAAGAUUCCGAGGUUUGAAGUACUGCUAACGGUGAAUGACAUGAAGCUGACUCAGGUGGACUGGAGAGAUGAGAGGCUUAUAUGGAAUCCCGAAGACUAUUGUGGACUAGACCACAUUUACGUGCCACGCUCUAAUAUUUGGAAUCCUGACGUUAUAGCCAUUGACGUACAUUCUUUCGAAAACUACCGGAUUGAUGAAGACGAUUACGUCAGGGUGAACUCAUCAGGCCAUGUACACUUCUUCAUACUUACGCGUACAGCUACGGUUUGCCCAAUAGAUAUUCAAGACUUUCCGUUUGACCAACAGGACUGUGCUGUUAACCUGACGGCUCUACCGUUUUCAGACGACGAGUACUAUAUCAAUCUUGCUCUCGAGCCAUUUUCGUCGAAAGACUACGAGAGAAUGGGCAAUGAAGAGUGGCGGAUAACAUAUGUGGCAGCGGUUAACGAUUUAGUAGACGAUCAAGAACUAAGCAGCAUUAUAAUUUUGAUGAAGAGAAGUCCAUCACUGUACAUCACCAUGAUCAUAACACCUCCUUUCGUGGUCAAUAUAUUAUCAAUAUUUGGUGUUUUUAUGAACAUUACUGAAAGUAUGGGAAAGCUCGGAAUGGCUCUGACGAACGUGAUGUCUUUGACAUUCGUACUGGGAAUUCUCGCAACAGACUUACCAAAAACCCAGAAAUUGCCAAAAAUAGUAAUCUUUGUGCUGGGAAACCUUCUUGUUAUGGUACUCGCGCUUAUUACAACAGAAGUCCUACCAUAUAUCAAACAAAUUUUUUUUCGCCACAAAGAGGGCGAUAAGAAAAAAUUAAGCUGUUUUUAUCGGACGCUUGAAUGGGUACUAUGUGUGUUGUUCGAAAUCGCAAAUCUCAUCAACUUCAUUGUACUUCUAGAAACCAAAUCAGUCAGACGUACUGGGUAGGGGACUGUAUCCUAUAGUCUCCACCCCGCGCUGGUAGCUGGUACAAAUCUGCAUGCCUGU
This is a messenger RNA of Cylicocyclus nassatus, 1161 nucleotides long. NCBI's taxonomy places the organism in Eukaryota, Metazoa, Nematoda, Chromadorea, Rhabditida, Strongylidae. The record is from the annotation of a GenBank genome assembly.